AUGACGGAGGGAACUGUGACAGAAGAAAGUGAGUUUGAUAUCGAUCUGGUGACUGAGCUAUUCGAGAAGUCACUUUUUGGUGACAAUGACGUCAGUCUGCCGCUAUACAUUGACGCAUACCGACAAAUUAACAAAUUUUUCUCACUCCUCAAUAAAGGAUUUUCUUUUGUUGAGAAAGAUUUGCUGGAGAAAGAAAAAAUCCUGCAUGAGUUACAUGUAGCUGACCCUGCUCAUUAUGAUACUGUAAAUAGCAUGGUAUCUUGGGAAUGUCGUUUGGGCGCACCAUUCGAAAAAGGUUCAAGGACACUGCUGCGACUGCAUAGAGCCCUAUUAUUUAUCGUUGACUUCUUGAAGAAUUUGAAAGAUUCCCGUGAAGAAGAUCAGAUCUCGAUGUUAUGUCAGGCAAGCUAUGAUGGCACGUUAUCGAAAUACCAUAGUUGGAUUGUUAGGAAACUUGUUGGCGUAGCGGCCCAUUUGCUUGCUUCUCGAGAUUGCAUGUUGAAUGCGAUUAUAAGUGGGAGAAGUUCACGACAUGAAUAUGAAGUCAUGCAAGCAAUUACUAGGUUUAUUAGUAUUGCAGAACAAGUUUUUUAUCGCUUGCAAAAAAUUUAUGAAGAUAAAAACAUUUUGAAUCUCCCUUGA
Messenger RNA from Brugia malayi, 642 nucleotides. RefSeq names its product C730027E14Rik protein, putative. The record is from RefSeq and is a predicted model, not a curated record. Gene Ontology annotation, biological process: ceramide transport; intermembrane lipid transfer. The transcript has 4 exons. Gene Ontology annotation, cellular component: cytosol; membrane; cytoplasm. Bases 1 to 642 code for a protein of 213 amino acids. NCBI's taxonomy places the organism in Eukaryota, Metazoa, Nematoda, Chromadorea, Rhabditida, Onchocercidae. Gene Ontology annotation, molecular function: ceramide 1-phosphate transfer activity; ceramide 1-phosphate binding.